Messenger RNA from Pogona vitticeps (central bearded dragon), 2880 nucleotides. RefSeq names its product dishevelled binding antagonist of beta catenin 3 (gene DACT3). Lineage: Eukaryota; Metazoa; Chordata; Lepidosauria; Squamata; Agamidae. Gene Ontology annotation, cellular component: cytoplasm. Gene Ontology annotation, biological process: negative regulation of canonical Wnt signaling pathway. The record is from RefSeq and is a predicted model, not a curated record.
AUGGCAGCGCGGCUAUGCAAAUCAGCCCCGGCAGGCCGAGCCAAUGAGAACCUUUAUGCAGAUGAAGCGGUGACAGCGCCGGGAGCUGCGGCGGCCGGAGCGCAGCGCAGCGCAGCGCGACCGAUCCUUCUUGCGCGGCGCGGCGCGAAUCCGGAGCGGGCGUUGCUGCAGGCGCCGUUCGGGCGGCAGCGGGCGCGCAAGAUGAUCCGGGCGUUCUCGUUCCCCGUCAGCCCCGAGCGGAGCCGGCUCCGGGGCUGGCUGGAAGGCACCCUGGCCGGCUUGUGCGAGCUCCAUCUGCUGCGGGAUCGCCAGGAGCGCCGCGUCCGGCAAGCGCUCCAGAUGGCCCUCGAGUCCCCGACCAAGCCCGGGGAGGGCGAGGCUGGAGGCGCCGGCAUUGGCCUCGGCCGGGAGGGAUCGGCUCCGGAGGACCAGCUGGAUGCCCUUCCUGGCAUGAUGUGGGAACUGGAACAGCAGCUGGGGUUACUGCGAUUGUACCCAGAAAAGACCUGCGGGGAGGUGGCUGAGACUGAUAGCUGGCCCAGUUCAGGUUUCUACGAAGGGCCUCAGUCGGUGGUGGCCUCUGAUUCCCCAGCGUCCGGGUUUGGGGACUCGAUGUGCAGCUUCCCGUCGGCCUCGGGCUCCUACUCCCGGAUCGGCCGCCCCGAGUCUCGCCUGGGCUUUGCCAGUGAGCGUCCCAAGUCUGUAGGCGAGGUGACCAACAGCGGCAAAGACGGCGCCCGUCGGAGCACCGUCCCCCGCUCCUUCUCCGCCCCUUACUCCAGCAGCUCCCAGGACUACUCCGCUGAGCCGUUGUCCACGCGUUACCCGCCGGACCCUUUCCUCUACCCCAGCCCCCUCCACGCCGUGGCCCUCCAGAACCCCUUGAUCCGGAGCCACCUGUACGAAGACCCCGCUUUCUCCUCCGACCCGUCUCCGGCGUUGGCCUACCCCGCCGACCCGGAGGGCGGCCUGGAGGCCUACGGAGACGAGUUCCAGUUCUACUCGGAGGCAGCCUCGCACUGCCACAAGGUGGAGAACUACAUCUCGCGCCUCAUCCGCCGGCGCAGCCAGCUCCUGAGGGGCAGCAAACCCCGGACUAGCUUGGGCUCGGAGGCCCCUUCUUCCAAAGGCGGCGGCGGGGCGGUCGGCCGGCAGAACAGCCUCUGCAAGAGGCCCUCGGAGCUGCUCCCCCCUCCGGGGGACCGCAAGCACCCGCCGUCCAUGGAAAGAGGAAGCAGCACCCCUUCGCCCUGCGGCCACGAGGGCGGCGCCUCCGCGGCCGCCACACGCAUCUGGUCCUCGUGGGAUGCGGCGGCAGAGAGGACCCUGGCGGCGAAAGCCAUCGCGGCUGAGGGCAGCAGCCCUCCCCCUUCGGGUUUCAAGAAGCCCCCCAAGCUUCAGGCCCUGGCGGCUCGGAGGCCCCCUUCGGUGGACCAGUACGAAGCGGUGUACCCAUCAUCCCCUCUCCUGGACAGAGAGGAGGACCCCUCCCAGGGGAAUGGCCAGGAGACGGUUCCUUAUGAGACCGAGGAGGGGACUUGUCUACUGGUCAAGGCCCAGUACAUCCCAGCUCAGCAUCUGCCCCGGGCCCAGCAGGCUCACCGGCCCGGCAAGAAGAAGCCCCCUCCUCUCGCCAAGGGCCGCUCGGUGGAACUGUCCCCGGAACGGACCCCUCUCCUCCUGAGGGAACAGCGGCCACCGCGGGUUUCGGCAGCCACCAAAAAAUGCCGCUUCACCGAAGAUGGCGGCGAGGCGGCGGGCCGGAAGGGGUCGGGGAGGAAAAGCUCACCCCGGUCCAGGAAGGCGGCUCGCUCUCAGUCGGAGAACAGCCUCCUCAACAAACCCGGGGCCAAAUACGGGACGGCGGAAAGGGAGGAAGCGGCCCUGAAGCCCUCCCGGCCGAGGCGGCCCCACGGCCACGCGGGCAGCGGCUACCGCAAGUGGCGCUCCACGGCCGAGAUCUGCCAGGAGGAGCCCUCCCCGGGGAGCGUGGCCGAGCCACGCCGGAGCCCCCAGGGGGCCAGCCCCGUGGGGUACACCUAUCCUGGCAGUGACUCCGAGUGCUCGGCCGAACAGGCCCGCCAAGCCCCCAUGUGCCGCCUGGAGGAAGGGCUGGCCUACGGCGAGAGCGAAUCCAGCCUCAGCGACGGCGACUCUCCGCCUGCCUACAGCAGCGGGGCCUCCAGCGACACGGACGAGAGCGGGGGCCUGGUGUGGCCCCAGCAACUCUCCCCGCAGCUGGUGUCGGCCUCCGGGCCGGGCAAGGCGGUCGGCGGGCAGCCCAAGGUCUUUGUGAAAAUCAAGGCCUCACACGCCCUGAAGAAGAAAAUCAUGCGCUUCCGUUCGGGUUCCCUCAAAGUCAUGACGACCGUGUGAGGUCCCGUCGUCUCCCGCCCCCCCCCGGUCUCUGUGCUGUACCCCUCUCUUUUGUGGCUGAAGUGUCCGCCUUAAAUGCGCCCCUCGUCUCUCCUCCCUAGUUCCCAUCGUCCAGUUUGGCUUCAAACUGGGAUUUCUCUCGCUUCAAGGCUAAAAUGGAAGAAAAUGAAAAACCACUCUGGAAAAUAAAAAAAAAGCAAAAUCUUGCUUGGAACAGAGUUUGGGAUGCUGGCUGCCGUGCCCUGUGUUUCCCCCAGCUGCACGAAAAAUUGCUGAGUCUCUCUGUCUCUUUUUCUCUCUCUGCCUCUUGCUCCCUUCCAUCUCCUCGCCCCACCCGUCUUCUUUCUAACCCAGUCCAUUUUUAAAAGAAAGUAUUUAUUAUGGGUUUUGUACAGUUUUAACUUCUCAGGAGUCCAAGUUUUUGGUAUAAAAGCUUUGGAGUCUAAAUCCAUGCUGCCAGUGUUGUAUUUCUAUAUGGAUAUCCAUUUUCUCUGUGUGUAAAUA